Ctenopharyngodon idella (grass carp) is the source of this 2729-nucleotide messenger RNA. RefSeq lists its product as uncharacterized. The record is from RefSeq and is a predicted model, not a curated record. Bases 5 to 2623 code for a protein of 872 amino acids. The transcript has 2 exons. Lineage: Eukaryota; Metazoa; Chordata; Actinopteri; Cypriniformes; Xenocyprididae.
ACUAAUGAGGGUUAUUCUCAUGUUACGCAGAACGUUUGAGCUUCAGCAAGAACCAAUAAGGUUCAUUCUCGUGUUACGCAGAACGUUUGAGCUUCAGCAAGAACCAAUGAGGUUCAUUCUCGUGUUACGCAGCACAUUUGAGCUUCAGCAAGAACCAAUGAGGUUCAUUCUCGUGUUACGCAGCACAUUUCAGCUUCCGCAAGAACCAAUGAGGUUCAUUCUCGUGUUACGCAGCACAUUUCAGCUUCCGCAAGAACCAAUGAGGUUCAUUCUCGUGUUACGCAGCACGUUUGAUCUUCAGCAAGAACCAAUGAGGUUCAUUCUCGUGUUACGCAGAAAGUUUGAGCUUCAGCAAGAACCAAUGAGGUUCAUUCUCAUGUUACGCAGAAAGUUUGAGCUUCAGCAAGAACCAAUGAGGUUCAUUCUCGUGUUACGCAGCACGUUUGAGCUUCAGCAAGAACCAAUGAGGUUCAUUCUCGUGUUACGCAGCACGUUUGAUCUUCAGCAAGAACCAAUGAGGUUCAUUCUCGUGUUACGCAGCACGUUUGAGCUUCAGCAAGAACCAAUGAGGUUCAUUCUCGUGUUACGCAGCACGUUUGAUCUUCAGCAAGAACCAAUGAGGUUCAUUCUCGUGUUACGCAGCACGUUUGAUCUUCAGCAAGAACCAAUGAGGUUCAUUCUCGCGUUACGCAGAACGUUUGAGCUUCAGCAAGAACCAAUGAGGUUCAUUCUCGUGUUACGCAGCACGUUUGAUCUUCAGCAAGAACCAAUGAGGUUCAUUCUCGUGUUACGCAGAAAGUUUGAGCUUCAGCAAGAACCAAUGAGGUUCAUUCUCAUGUUACGCAGAAAGUUUGAGCUUCAGCAAGAACCAAUGAGGUUCAUUCUCGUGUUACGCAGAAAGUUUGAGCUUCAGCAAGAACCAAUGAGGUUCAUUCUCGUGUUACGCAGAAAGUUUGAGCUUCAGCAAGAACCAAUGAGGUUCAUUCUCGUGUUACGCAGAAAGUUUGAGCUUCAGCAAGAACCAAUGAGGUUCAUUCUCGUGUUACGCAGCACGUUUGAUCUUCAGCAAGAACCAAUGAGGUUCAUUCUCGUGUUACGCAGCACGUUUGAGCUUCAGCAAGAACCAAUGAGGUUCAUUCUCGUGUUACGCAGAAAGUUUGAUCUUCAGCAAGAACCAAUGAGGUUCAUUCUCGCGUUACGCAGAACGUUUGAGCUUCAGCAAGAACCAAUGAGGUUCAUUCUCGUGUUACGCAGAAAGUUUGAGCUUCAGCAAGAACCAAUGAGGUUCAUUCUCGUGUUACGCAGAAAGUUGGAGCUUCAGCAAGAACCAAUGAGGUUCAUUCUCGUGUUACGCAGAAAGUUUGAGCUUCAGCAAGAACCAAUGAGGUUCAUUCUCGUGUUACGCAGCACGUUUGAUCUUCAGCAAGAACCAAUGAGGUUCAUUCUCGUGUUACGCAGAAAGUUUGAGCUUCAGCAAGAACCAAUGAGGUUCAUUCUCGUGUUACGCAGCACGUUUGAUCUUCAGCAAGAACCAAUGAGGUUCAUUCUCGUGUUACGCAGCACGUUUGAGCUUCAGCAAGAACCAAUGAGGUUCAUUCUCGUGUUACGCAGAAAGUUUGAGCUUCAGCAAGAACCAAUGAGGUUCAUUCUCGUGUUACGCAGAAAGUUUGAGCUUCAGCAAGAACCAAUGAGGUUCAUUCUCAUGUUACGCAGAAAGUUUGAGCUUCAGCAAGAACCAAUGAGGUUCAUUCUCGUGUUACGCAGAAAGUUUGAGCUUCAGCAAGAACCAAUGAGGUUCAUUCUCAUGUUACGCAGAAAGUUUGAGCUUCAGCAAGAACCAAUGAGGUUCAUUCUCGUGUUACGCAGAAAGUUUGAGCUUCAGCAAGAACCAAUGAGGUUCAUUCUCGCGUUACGCAGAACGUUUGAGCUUCAGCAAGAACCAAUGAGGUUCAUUCUCAUGUUACGCAGCACGUUUGAUCUUCAGCAAGAACCAAUGAGGUUCAUUCUCGUGUUUCGCAGAAAGUUUGAGCUUCAGCAAGAACCAAUGAGGUUCAUUCUCGUGUUACGCAGAAAGUUUGAGCUUCAGCAAGAACCAAUGAGGUUCAUUCUCGUGUUACGCAGAAAGUUUGAGCUUCAGCAAGAACCAAUGAGGUUCAUUCUCGUGUUACGCAGAAAGUUUGAGCUUCAGCAAGAACCAAUGAGGUUCAUUCUCAUGUUACGCAGAAAGUUUGAGCUUCAGCAAGAACCAAUGAGGUUCAUUCUCGCGUUACGCAGAACGUUUGAGCUUCAGCAAGAACCAAUGAGGUUCAUUCUCAUGUUACGCAGCACGUUUGAUCUUCAGCAAGAACCAAUGAGGUUCAUUCUCGUGUUACGCAGAAAGUUUGAGCUUCAGCAAGAACCAAUGAGGUUCAUUCUCGUGUUACGCAGAAAGUUUGAGCUUCAGCAAGAACCAAUGAGGUUCAUUCUCGUGUUACGCAGAAAGUUUGAGCUUCAGCAAGAACCAAUGAGGUUCAUUCUCAUGUUACGCAGAAAGUUUGAGCUUCAGCAAGAACCAAUGAGGUUCAUUCUCGCGUUACGCAGAACGUUUGAGCUUCAGCAAGAACCAAUGAGGUUUGUUCUUUGACAUCAAGCAGGUUUGGUUGAGCUUCCGUUUAAGUUUGCUGAUCAAUGUUUAUAUGUGAAUAAAAACCUAAAUUCAAUCUGUUCAUCAUAUAAAGCGAUCGUGUCUC